Messenger RNA from Lotus japonicus, 4756 nucleotides. RefSeq lists its product as uncharacterized. Bases 419 to 4213 code for a protein of 1264 amino acids. Lineage: Eukaryota; Viridiplantae; Streptophyta; Magnoliopsida; Fabales; Fabaceae. The transcript has 11 exons. The record is from RefSeq and is a predicted model, not a curated record.
CAAAAAAAUUUUAAAAAGAAAAGAAAUUUGCGUAAAGAAAACAAAGGGUCUCUCAUUUCUUCCACAGUGAAAGACACAAAAGGGGGAAGAUGGAGAAGAACUGAGAAAGACAAAGCAGAGAGAGAGAGAGAGACCCAAAUGCUGGUGCCCUUUUCAUCUCCAAAUCGGAGGAUCGGGUUGUGUUUUCAAAGAUCUCAUACCUUCAUUGCUGCCUUUACCAUUCAAUUCCACGAUCGUUUCUGCAUUACCCUACUCUCCCAGUUUUCAAUAAUCUACAUUCUGACAUGGGGAUUUCUGGUGUGCAGUUUUGCUGAUUAUGAUUGGUGCCAGGUGAAAAUGAUGGUGAAAAACUGAAAAUUGUAUUUUUUUAUGUGAAAUCAUCUGAAGAGUGAUAUAGUUUUACCUCUAGUAAACAAAAAUGAAGCCUGACACACUACUUGACUAUGCUGUGCUCCAAUUGUCUCCAAAGCGUUCAAGGUGUGAGUUGCUUGUUUCAAGUGAUGGAACCUCUGAGAAACUAACAUCAGGAUUAGUAAAGCCAUUCUUGACCCAUUUAAAGGUUGCGGAAGAGCAGGCUUCACUUGCAGUCCAAUCAAUUAGACUAGAAAUUGAUAGACAUAAGAAUGCUGAGACUUGGUUUACAAAAGGGACAUUUGAGAGGUUUGUGCGGUUUGUUGGCAUGCCUGAGAUUUUAGAAAUGGUCGCUACCUUUGAUGCAGAGAUGACACAAUUGGAAGCAGCACGAAAAAUAUAUUCUCAGGGGGCAGGAGACCAGCGUGCUGAGUCACAAGGUGGGGAUGGAACAGGAGUCAUUGCAGCGGCAGAUGCAACCACGAAGGAACUCCUAAGAGCCAUUGAUGUAAGACUCGGUGCAGUUAGGCAGGACUUAACCUCAGCAUGUGCUCGUGCAUCAGCAUCUGGUUUUAAUCCCCACACUGUCUCUCAUCUCAAACUCUUUGCAGAUCGAUUCCGUGCCCACCGCUUGAAUGAAGCAUGUGCUAAAUAUUUGUCACUGUAUGAAAGAAGACCAGACCUUAUCAGCACCUGGAAGCCAGGUGGCGAUGACAGGGAUCUCCGGUCAUCAGUUAACUCUGACAUGUCCAUUGACAACGACGAUGACCAAUCAAAGCCUUCCACGUGGCAACAGCCCAAAGCCAUUGGCAACUUCGCUUCACUACGACGUAGCGCCAGCAACAACGACGUAAACCAGAAAGGUGACGAAGCCAAGGACGCCGCCACCAAAGACGACACCACCGAGUCCUCACCGUCGCCGUCGUCGUCAACGACCUCCUCAGCGGCACCGUCGGCGCGGCGGCUCAGCGUGCAGGACCGGAUCAACCUCUUCGAGAAGAAGCAGAAGGAGGGCUCCUCAGGUAAACCGGCGGAGCUUCGGAGGAUGUCCUCCGACGUCUUGCGGCGGUGGAGUGGCUGCAGUGACAUGAGCAUUGACGGUAGCGGCGAGAAGAAGCUCUCUGAAGAGAGCCCUUUGUCUUCGUCCACGUCCUCUGUUCCGCAGAACAACUCCUCUGUUGCCACCACCUCCGAAGAAAACUCAGAGAAUGUUGCGAAAACUGAUCAUGGGUCUUUUCAGGAGAGUGAAAACGUUUCUGUUUAUGGAGAUGAGAGGAGUGGAGGGUUUAAGGAUGAAGUGGGUGCUUCUGGGCCACCAUUGAAGGGUUCUUCUUCGGGUUCGGAAGAGGUUGUUUGUUCCAUGUUGUCUUCUGGAGAUGGGUUGUGUGAUGUGAAGGUUUCUGGUGGGAUGAAAAGUCAUGUGGUUGCGCCGUCACUUGUUAAGGUCCACCGUAUUCAUUCACGAUCUCUUUCAGCUCAAUUUGAAGGUGGCGUGGCACUCAAACAGAGGGAUGCUUCUCCUGUUCAGGUUGAGGGUGUUCAUCAAUCUACAUCUCAGGACUCUUCUUCAUCUUCAUUAAUAGCCAAGCAGCAAAAGGACGAGGAUUCUCAAGUUCCAAAAAUGAAGUACCAAAAAACGGUACCUGCUACUCAGGAAAAAACCAGCAUGCCAUCAGGUAAAAGGGAUGAAACUCGGGGUGGUAAUGAAAGUAGCAGGUUGAAUUAUCCUGGUAAACAAGUUUCGGAGAGUCACGGUAAUGCUCGGGUAGCCUCAGCUGUGCCUCAAGAGCAGGCUCAGAGAGUAAGGCAGACUAAAGGAAAUCAGGAGCUACAUGAUGAGCUGAAAAUGAAGGCGGAUGAGCUUGAAAAGCUUUUUGCAGAGCAUAAAUUGAGGGUUCCUGGGGAACAAUCUGGUUCUGCACGGAGAAUUGAGCCUGCGGCGGAUGCACAUGUUGAACAGACUGUUAGCUCACAGCAUAGAAGACCUGUUGUGGGGGAUUCAACUCCUCAGCCGCCUUCUAGAAGCACUGUGUCUGAACCAGCUGCAAGUUCUAGCAAUUUGACAAACUUUGAUGCUAAGUCGUCGCAAACUAAGUCAGGGGACAGUCACAAUUAUGGCGAUGCUCUAAGGCAAAAUUUCUCGGAACUUAACUUUGGUGAUGAUUCUAGGGGUAAAUUUUAUGAAAAGUACAUGAAAAAAAGGAAUGCUAAACUUCAGGAAGAAUGGAGUUCAAACAGAGCAGAGAAAGAAGCUAGGAUGAAGGCCAUGCAGGAUAGUCUUGAGCGGAGCAGAGAGGAGAUGAAGGCCAAGUUUUCAGGGUCAACAAAUAGACAAGGUUCACUAACAGGCGCUCAUCGUGCUGAGAAACUUGGAUAUUUCAAAUCAAAUAAUAAAAGAGACCAGCAUCCAAUAGAUUUGCUUCAGAAUGAAGAGGUUGAAGAUCUUUCUGAAUUCUCAGAAGAAAAGAUUUAUGGUGCUUCAAGGCAAACUAGGAAAGUAUUUCCUAACAGACAUGUGCCUCCAGGCGCACCUCGCACAACAGCAGCGUCAAUCUCACGCUCAUCUGGCAGGCGAAGAGAAAAUCCUCUUGCUCAGUCGGUUCCAAAUUUCUCUGAUUUAAGAAAAGAAAAUACAAAGCCUUCUUCUGGAGUCAGUAAAACGACCCGCUCUCAGGUGAGAAACUAUGCCCGUAGCAAAAGCUCUGCUGAAGAAGCGCAAGGUAUCAAGGAAGAGAAGGUAAAGCAAACUCAGUCUUUGCGGAAGAGCUCUGCUAAUCCUGCAGAGUUUAAGGAUUUGUCCCAUUUGAACUCAGAUGGGGUUGUCUUGACUCCAUUGAAAUUUGAUUUGGAUGAGACUGAUCUGGGACCUUAUGAUCAACCAUCAAGGUCUUUCACUAAAACAGGUAAUAGUGUAGGCCCUGGUUCUGGAGGCAAUGCUAUCAGGAAUAAAGCUUCAGCGGCAUCUCAUACUCAUAAAAAUAAAUUUGAUGACCUAGAAUUUGAUAUGGAAGAUUCUUUGCAUAUGGCGACAGAGGAAGAAGAUGAAAUCGGAACUGUGGCCAUCGAAGACUGCACUUAUAAUAAUAAUGGAAAGGUGAGCCUGAGCCAAGAAUCUGGGAAAUCUGGUAAUUCUGGGUCUGAAAUUGGUGAUUCUACAAGGUCUCUUGCUCAGGUAGACUCUGUUUCAGGGGGUGAAAUGCCUACUGAAUAUCCAUCAAAUUUCAACGGGGUAGGAUCUCUGCAGGACUCUCCAGUUGGAAGUCCAGUGUCAUGGAACUCACACGUGCCUCAUCCCUUUUCUUACCCACACGAAUCCUCUGACAUUGAUGCUUCUGCGGAUUCUCCAAUUGGCAGCCCUGCGUCUUGGAAUUCUCAUUCCCUAAACCCGGGAGAGAAUGAUGCUGCUCGAAUGAGGAAAAAAUGGGGAAGUGCUCAAAAGCCGUAUUUUGUUGCUAAUUCAUCCCAGAAUCAACCCCGCAAGGAUGUCACAAGAGGUUUUAAGCGAUUACUUAAGUUCGGCAGAAAGACUCGUGGGUCAGAGAGUUUGGUUGAUUGGAUCUCUGCUACAACUUCUGAAGGAGAUGAUGAUAUGGAAGAUGGUCGAGAUCUUGCAAACCGGUCAUCAGAAGACUUGAGGAAAUCACGAAUGGGGUUCUCUCAUGGUCAUCCUUCUGAUGACAGCUUCAAUGAUAGUGAGCUGUUCAAUGAGCAGGUUCAAUCCAUGCAAAGCUCUAUCCCUGCACCUCCCGCUCAUUUUAAACUAAGGGAUGAUCAUAUAUCAGGAAGUUCAAUAAAAGCUCCCAAAUCAUUUUUUUCACUCUCAACCUUCCGAAGCAAGGGCAGUGACUCGAAACCAAGAUGAAAUUUCACCGAGUAGGCUGGCAAGUAAUUUGGAUCAUCUUCAACGGUAAGGUGUAAAGGACAACAUUAAACGCGAUACAGAAAAGAGAGACAGGCACGGUACAUGAAAGAUAUAUGAUGGGGUUAUGUAUAUUUUCUUGGACUAUGAGGUUUUCCCCUACGAUUUAGUUAGCAAUGUUUGUGUUGAAAUAUGAUGCAUACUGUAGUCAAUGAUGAGUCGCCUAUUGGUGCACUGUCAUUGUAAUUUUGGCAGUAGUGGCAUUAUUUUACCCGUUUAUUUUUGAUCUACUUGUGUGAUGUAUAUCAGAAUUGAACCCCCUAUUAGAAUGAAUCAGUAUAGACGAAUUUAAGAAGAGUAAUGUGGUUGCGGAGUAUAAUAAUAGCUUUCAAAAGUUUAUUACUCUUUCUCCUCAAAGAUUAAGCAAAGAUAAUUGGCUUGUUAUCUUCUUUAUUCUUUGCUGAAGGACACAUCACUGUACUCUUAACUGUAUAAACUCGGCUAUUAUUGUUUAUUUUCAUGAUAUACAUGUUCAAUUACUUGUAA